Messenger RNA from Sporothrix brasiliensis 5110, 744 nucleotides. RefSeq lists its product as uncharacterized. Gene Ontology annotation, molecular function: ATP binding; protein kinase activity. The transcript has a single exon. Lineage: Eukaryota; Fungi; Ascomycota; Sordariomycetes; Ophiostomatales; Ophiostomataceae. Bases 1 to 744 code for a protein of 247 amino acids. The record is from RefSeq and is a predicted model, not a curated record. Gene Ontology annotation, biological process: protein phosphorylation.
AUGGAGAUUUGUGAGCAGAGCCAAGCGUUUGUCCAACAAGACGGCGAUCUCGUCUUCGAUCACACUAAGUUUAUACUACGACAAGGCGGCGAAUACUUUUUUGCCCGGUCCUCUAAGCGAUUCCCCAAAUCCUCCACCGUCGACGUCAGUCUCCUAAGGACUGAGAAAAUUCCUGUGGAUAAAGUCUGGCCACCCAUGGAACCUCGCUUUACGGCAGCGCCCGACCCUCUGCCUCCGAAUUCGUUUGUCAAGAGCCCGAGCCUGCUGUAUUUUGGCGACACCCCCGCGGCCCUAGAGCCGGGCAUCCAAGUGACCGCCGAAGUGGAAGCGUGCGAGGUUCUGCGACAACACCCACACCCAAACAUUGCCAGGUACUUUGGCUGCGUCUCUGAGCAUGGCCGAAUAAAAGGGCUGUGUUUUGUCCGCUACUCCAUGACCCUAGCACAGCGACUGCAGGACGCUGCAUCUUUAGACAAAGCCCUCUGUCUACAAGGAAUCAAGAACGGCGUCGACCACAUGCACAAUCUGGGCCUCGUCCACAACGACCUCAACCCAUCCAAUAUUAUGAUGGAUGGCGACACACCUGUUAUCAUCGACUUUGAUUCUUAUCAGAGAAUUGGGGAAAAACUGGGUCGUAAAUCCGGAACAACUGGCUGGACAAUAAAAGGGUCAGAAUACGCGAGACUAGAGAAUGACGAGUACAGCGUCGCAAAGAUACGGGAACUCCUGAUGGAAGGGAGGUGA